Prunus persica (peach) is the source of this 645-nucleotide messenger RNA. RefSeq names its product auxin-induced protein X15. The coding region runs from base 273 to 554 and encodes 93 amino acids. The record is from RefSeq and is a predicted model, not a curated record. Lineage: Eukaryota; Viridiplantae; Streptophyta; Magnoliopsida; Rosales; Rosaceae. The transcript has a single exon. Gene Ontology annotation, biological process: response to auxin.
CAUGUGGAGAUGAUUUAUGUGAGUGGGAAGACAACCCAUGUUAUGUUUUGAUUUCUCACAAGCUAUUAUCCUUCACUGGGGCAAAUCUCUGCGCCUCGAGACCACUCAUUUCAUGUAGAAGGCGAUACUCUUUCAUCUAUAUAUACACAAGAGAUCAGGUUCAUAACCAACAACUCAAGUCUCUCUCCUUGCCAAGCAUCAAAGUCUUCUCUGUUUCCCAAGUCCUCUGAAUUCUUUCUUGUUCAAAUUUUCCACUUGAGAAUAUAAAAACCAUGGGAUUCCGAUUGCCAGGAAUUGUUAACUCCAAGAAGGGUCUAAACAAGGCUGCUACUUCAAACACCGUAGACAUCCCAAAAGGCUACUUUGCAGUGUAUGUUGGGGGGAGCCAGAAGAAGCGAUUUGUGGUUCCAAUAUCAUACUUGAAUGAGCCUUUGUUCUUGGAUUUGCUAAGUCAAGCAGAAGAAGAAUUUGGAUAUGAUCAUCCAAUGGGUGGUAUCACAAUCCCCUGCAGUGAUGAAACCUUCAUUCAUCUCACUUGCAGCUUAAGUGUAUGAAUGAACGCAAAUGAAGUGAAUCUGGUUCAUAUCCAAAUCAGCCUCAGUUCGAUCAGAAGAACUCGCCGUGUCAAGAUGAAGUAGAGGCUGU